UGAUGAGAAAUCAGUAGUGAGUUAUUGGGGUGUUCCGCCUUCAAAGGUUACUAAAGAGGACGGUACUGAAUGGAAAUGGAAUUGCUUUAGGCCAUGGGAGACGUACAAGGCUGAUUUGUCAAUAGAUCUGACGAAACACCAUGCGCCAACCACUUUCUUGGACAAAUUUGCUUAUUGGACCGUCAAGGCUCUCCGAUACCCCACUGAUAUAUUCUUUCAGAGGAGAUAUGGUUGUAGAGCAAUGAUGUUGGAAACAGUGGCUGCAGUGCCUGGAAUGGUGGGAGGAAUGUUGUUGCACUGCAAAUCACUGAGGCGAUUCGAACAGAGUGGAGGAUGGAUCAAAGCACUGUUAGAAGAAGCUGAAAAUGAGAGGAUGCACCUCAUGACUUUCAUGGAAGUAGCCAAGCCUAAUUGGUACGAGCGUGCACUAGUCUUUGCAGUGCAAGGCGUCUUCUUCAACGCCUACUUUGUCACUUACCUUCUUUCACCAAAGUUGGCUCAUCGUAUCGUGGGUUACUUGGAAGAAGAGGCAAUUCAUUCCUACACUGAGUUCCUAAAGGAAUUGGACAAGGGCAACAUUGAGAACGUUCCUGCUCCUGCUAUUGCCAUCGAUUACUGGCGUCUCCCUAAAGACUCCACUCUCCGUGAUGUUGUCUUGGUUGUUAGGGCUGACGAGGCUCAUCACCGUGAUGUCAACCACUUUGCAUCUGACAUUCAUUAUCAGGGACAACAGCUGAAGGACUCUCCAGCACCAAUUGGGUAUCACUAAGCCACUAAUACACAGAUUGAUCAAGUUAAAUGUCGCUGUUAUGUUCUUUUUUGUACUGGUAUAGAGCUAAUGUAGUACCUACUACUAUUUUGAAUGUUGAUGUACAUAUUUUUUUUCUGUGGAUUUGGUUGGUUGUUUACUACUGCCUUCAUGAAUCUCUGAGAUGGCAGUAGAGCACAAUGAGCUCUGUAUGAUUGGAGCAUAUACCUUUUUGAUAAAAUUUGCCAUCUUGGUUGA
Nicotiana tabacum (common tobacco) is the source of this 1006-nucleotide messenger RNA. Lineage: Eukaryota; Viridiplantae; Streptophyta; Magnoliopsida; Solanales; Solanaceae. The record is from RefSeq and is a predicted model, not a curated record.